GUGAAUACUAGUCGUCUUUAUAAGGCAUCUGUAUCCCGACAACGUGACCGAACUCCGACCUUGGAAGUCGUUGCACAUGAGAAAGUGAAAUAA
Messenger RNA from Cercopithifilaria johnstoni, 93 nucleotides. The record is from the annotation of a GenBank genome assembly. Lineage: Eukaryota; Metazoa; Nematoda; Chromadorea; Rhabditida; Onchocercidae.